AUGGAUAGAAAAGUUGAUUUAUCACUUUCUAAUACUCCUAUUACAAAAUCUACAUCAAUUCUUACUUCAAAAUCAACAAAUUCUGAUAAAGUAUUAUCUAAAAAUUCUUCAUUAAAAUCAUCUUCAAGUAUGGUAAAAUCAAUGAGUAGCACUAAAAGUGGACCUAAAAUUACUUUUGAUUUAGAACCAUCUAGUACAUCAAAUAGUAAAAGUAGUGAAAUUGAAAUUUCUAAAAUCAAUCCUACUAAAAAAAUAUCCAAUACUUUAGCAUCUAAAAAACAAACUAGUGCUAUUAAUUUAAAAAAUAAUAGUCAUGAUUAUAUAAAAAAGAAUACUACAGUACUUGGAAUGAUAAGAUCAAAUAUUAUUGGUAUUGUUCUUGUAAUUAUGUUAUUUAUCUUGUCAUUAUUAGUAUUUAUAUUUACUCUUACAUAUUUACCUAAAUUAGAUAAGCAUACACUUGGUUGUGGAUAUUAUGUUAUUGAAAAAUAUAAUAAUGUAUUUAAAAAGGUUAAUGAAAUUGAUAAAACAAAUGUAUUAAUAAAUAAUGGUAUUACAUCAUAUAUUUAUUCUGAUAAAGAAACUACCCAAACACAAAAAAAAUAUGCAACAGAAGCUUAUGAAGAGUAUAGAAAAAAUAAAGAAUUUUUUAGUAAAAAUUGUGAAAAAAUAAAACAUGAAUGUAAAAAUAUUCAUACAUUGAAUCUUGAAGUUAACUCAGAUUAUGAAAAUUAUGCUCCAAAUGAAAAAACAUUAUAUUCAUGGAUGUCUGCACAUGGUUCUUUUGCCUAUAAAAGUACUUUUAUUUUAACUUUUGCUAGUUUUAUUAUAACAAUUGUUUAUAUAAUUGGUCUUGUUAUCAAAUUUAUCUUUUUACCAAAAUGUAAUUCAAUUCAACGUAUUUUAUUUAUGUUUUUUAAUGGUAUUGUAAUUAUUAUAACUAUUUCAAAAUUAAUUUGUACUAUUUUAUUAUACACAACUUUUGAUGCUUUAAAAGAUGGUCUUAUUUUGGGAACAUUUAUUAUGACUGCUAUAAUUAUUUCACUUUUAGGAAGUAUUAUUAUAUUAAUUCAAUUAAAAAAAAUAUAA
Messenger RNA from Strongyloides ratti, 1089 nucleotides. RefSeq lists its product as hypothetical. The transcript has 2 exons. The record is from RefSeq and is a predicted model, not a curated record. Lineage: Eukaryota; Metazoa; Nematoda; Chromadorea; Rhabditida; Strongyloididae. Bases 1 to 1089 code for a protein of 362 amino acids.